This is a messenger RNA of Aspergillus affinis, 594 nucleotides long. RefSeq lists its product as uncharacterized. The transcript is spliced from 2 exons. The record is from RefSeq and is a predicted model, not a curated record. Lineage: Eukaryota; Fungi; Ascomycota; Eurotiomycetes; Eurotiales; Aspergillaceae. Bases 1 to 594 code for a protein of 197 amino acids.
AUGGAUCAGACCUGUACGCCGAAGCCGCUCCUUGACUUUAUUCGCAGCCGACGUGAUCUUCUAGACCACCCUCUACUGUGGACUUCGAGGCAUCUUGAAUCGCCGGGAUGCCUCUUCGACGAUGUUGAGACGUCCACUUACUCAGAGUCCACGCCGCAGGAUUCCAAGUACACAGACGAUACUGAAGCGCUAGCUCGUAAUCUGUCUCCGAAAUCGAAACUUCAUUGUAUCUACAAUAUUCUGCUCCGCGAAGGGCGAAGGUUUUCCCGUCUUCUAGUGACGAACGUCAUAGAUCAAGAAUCGUUACUUUUAUGCGAGGCUGAGAUCACCACUGAUCUUCUCGACGCGCUCGGAAACCUGAAGACUGCGGAAAUGCCUUUAACGUGGCCUACGAUUCAUCGGAAGAUGAUUCCGUACAAGCCUCUUGAUACCUUUGUCGGCCGACUCAUGGACGAGCUAGUGGCGCCUAGUUCAUCGGAUUCUCCCAAGCAUGUGAAUGAUUCCACCAGCUCCGAAACGAAAAGAUGCCACAAAAAGGAUGACGGGGAAGAGUAUAGUGGACCGGGCAAGAUUCGGCGAAUACCAGACGCGUGA